AUGGUAUUAAAGCGAACAAAAGGUUACCAAGAUAUAGAUGACAACAAUGGAUCUCUCUCAUCCAACGUUACCCCAGAUCUCAAUAGUAUCAAUAAUGUAAUGCCUCAAGAAAUUGAAAUGGCAUCCGUUUCUGUUGUACCUGAUGAUACCUUUACUGUGACACAAGCUGUGAAUGCUCUAGGAUUUGGAUGGUUUCAAGUCAAAUUAUCCUUAUGGACGGGCCUUUGCUGGAUGGCCGAUAGCAUGGAAAUGACGAUUUUAUCAAUUCUCUCACCUGCAUUGCAUUGUGAUUGGCAAAUAUCCAGAUAUCAACAGGCCCUAACUACUACAGUUGUAUUCUUAGGAAUGAUGUUAUCUUCAACAUUUUGGGGCAACUUGAGUGAUAGAUAUGGAAGAAAGCAUGCAUUGACACUGUGUGCUAUAUUACUAUUCUAUUAUGGGCUUCUGAGUUCUAUAGCUCCCAGUUUCAUGUGGAUAUUGCUCCUCAGAGGACUUGUAGGAUUUGCCAUAGGAUGUACACCUCAGUCUGUCACCUUGUAUGCGGAAUUUUUGCCUACAAAGCAAAGAGCUAAGUGUGUUGUUUUGCUUGAUUGUUUUUGGGCACUAGGUGCAUGUUUUGAGGUAACACUAGCACUAGUUGUUAUGCCUACUCUUGGUUGGCAUUGGCUACUAGCAUUGUCCACAGGUCCUCUACUAGCUUUUGCAGCAAUAUGCCCAUGGCUCCCUGAAUCUGCUCGAUAUCAUGUGGCCAGUGGACAGACAGAAAAAGCUUUGGAAACCUUGGAAAAAAUUGCCAAAGACAAUGGAAAACCCAUGCUUCUAGGUCGACUAGUUGUUGAUGAUUCAAUGAUGACUCCUCCUCAUAGGGGUAGAUUUCGAGAUCUUUUGGUACCUUCUUUGAGGACUACAUCACUUCUCCUAUGGUUUAUAUGGAUGGCUUGUGCAUUCUGCUACUAUGGUCUAGUGCUGAUGACCACAGAACUGUUUGAAACCUCUGCAAUUUUGUGUUCAGAUAAGCCUGUGCUAGUUCAGACUCUGGAUACAUGUGCUGCCGAUUGUAAGGUAUUGCAAACCACUGAUUACAUGGACUUGUUAUGGACAACCUUGGCAGAAUUUCCAGGAAUUUUCAUUACAAUUGCGACCAUUGAAAGGUUUGGUAGAAAAAAAACCAUGGCGGUGCAGUUCAUAGCUUAUGCAGUUUGCUGCUGUUUUUUGGUAGUUUGUUCACAAAAGCGAGUCUUUUUGACAGUCAUGCUAUUUUUCGCGCGUGGAAUUAUAGCAGGAGUGUUUCAAGCUGCCUAUGUGUACACCCCCGAAGUUUAUCCGACUUCUCUUAGGGCUGUAGGAGUAGGUGCUUGUAGCGCCAUGGCCAGGUUAGGGGCUAUGAUUACCCCCUAUGUAGCACAGGUUUUGUUGAAAUCCUCGAUAACAUUUUCGACGACGAUUUAUGCGGUAGCUGCCAUAUUGGCUGCCAUUGGCUGUCUGCUCUUACCAAUCGAAACGAAGGGUCAGGAGCUUCACGAUAGUGUGCAACAGCAAGCCAAUGCGAGGGCAGCGAAUAAAUGA
Molecule: messenger RNA, 1566 nt
Organism: Phaedon cochleariae (mustard beetle)
Lineage: Eukaryota; Metazoa; Arthropoda; Insecta; Coleoptera; Chrysomelidae
Source: the annotation of a GenBank genome assembly